AUGGGAAUUGCAUCAAUUGAUGCCUCUAAUGCUGUCAAAGAUGCUACUCUUCUUUCUAAAUUGUUUCUAAAGGUUAUUGAGUGGGUCAGAGUGUCGAAUGUUGUUCAUAUGGUGACAGAUAAUGGAGAAAAUUAUAAAGCUGUUGGAGGACUUGCAAAUGCAACUUACAAAUCUAUAAAUUGGUCUCCAUGUUCAGCUCAUUGCUUGAACUUAAUCUUAAGUGAAAUUUCCAAGAUGAAUCAUGUGCAUGAGCUUGCUAUUAAGACAUCAACGGUGACAAAAUACAUAUAUAACCGGUCAUGGUUAUUAGCUUGGUUGAGAAAGAAGAAGAGUUGGACUGAAAUUGUGCACCCAGGAGCAACGCGCUUUGCCACUACUUUCCUUGCAUUGCAUAGCAUUCAUGAGCAUAUGCAUGAUUUGCAAGCUUUGGUGACAAGUAAGGAGUUUGCAAGUUCAAGGUUUGCAAAAGAGAAUAAAGGAAAGAAUGCCAUUGAUAUCAUUUUAGAUAAACUAUUUUGGAAGGAUUGCUUUAUCAUUGUUAAGAUUGUUAAGCCACUUAUGCGUCUUUUGCGUAUUGUUGAUGGAGAUGAGAAACCGUCCAUGGGAUAUGUUUAUGAAGGCAUGUAUAGGGCAAUCAAAGGUAUUACAGAUAUUUUCAAGAGAAAUAAGAGGUUGUAUAGGCCUUACACAACAAUCAUUAAAACUCGUUGGGAUAAUCAAUUGCAGAAGAAUAUACAUGCAGCAGCUUAUUGGUUGAACCCAACUUUUCAAUAUGAUAAAGCUUCAUUUUGCAAAAAGCCAGAGGCUAUGAAUAAUGUACUUGAUGUAAUUGAAACUAAAGCCACAUCAAGUAAAACUAAGCUCAUGAAUGAACUUAGAUUGUUUCGAGAUCGACAAGAUAGUUCUGGAAAAGAGCUUGCCUUUACUAUAUCUAAGAAAACACAGCCUGAUGAAUGGUAG
Messenger RNA from Camellia sinensis, 960 nucleotides. RefSeq lists its product as uncharacterized. Lineage: Eukaryota; Viridiplantae; Streptophyta; Magnoliopsida; Ericales; Theaceae. The record is from RefSeq and is a predicted model, not a curated record.